Sorghum bicolor (sorghum) is the source of this 880-nucleotide messenger RNA. Its product is annotated as jacalin-related lectin 19. The transcript is spliced from 3 exons. The record is from RefSeq and is a predicted model, not a curated record. NCBI's taxonomy places the organism in Eukaryota, Viridiplantae, Streptophyta, Magnoliopsida, Poales, Poaceae. Gene Ontology annotation, molecular function: carbohydrate binding. Bases 128 to 751 code for a protein of 207 amino acids.
CUUUUGUUUUGUUGUGCAAUUUCAUCAGUAGCUCUCUGUCUAUCUAUAAGCACCGUUGCUCUUGUUGCAGGACCUUUAUCUGCAAAUUUCACCACUUGUGCAGCUCUGAAUACUCUUGGAAGGAAACAUGCAGCAACAUCAGAGGAAGAUGGUGGUGUCGAAGAAGCUGAUGAAAGUUGGGCCAUGGGGUGGCACCGGGGGACACCCGUGGGACGACGGCGGCCACUCCGGGAUCCGCAGCAUCACCAUAUCCUACGACCACCGGUGCAUGGAAUCCAUCAGCGUGGAGUACGACAGGGACGGCCUGGCCGUCCCCGGCGAGCGGCACGGAGGCGCCGCCGCCAGCCACACGACUCAGAUCAAGCUGAGCUGCCCGGACGAGUACCUGACCACGGUGAGCGGGCACUACGCGCCGAUCGCGCACGGCGGCUCGCCGGUGAUCCGGUCGCUGGCGUUCCGGACCAACCUGAGGGCGUACGGGCCGUUCGGCGCGGCGGAGGGCACGCCGUUCUCGUUCCCGGUGGUGGGAGGCGUCAUCGUCGGCUUCUACGGGAGGAGCGGAUGGCAGCUCGACGCCGUCGGCCUCUACGUCGCGCCGCUGCGCCCGGAGACCACGUACGACAGGGUACAGAAGCUCGGCCUCAUGGCCUACCGGGCAGUCUGGCAGCGGAUCGGGACCCAGAUGCAGCAGCAGCAGGAUGAGCCGGUGAAAAAGGAGAACGGCAACGCGCAGAUUGUUCACACGACAUAAGGAUGCCAACCAAAGCUUACAAUCUAUGCAGUCUGAAUGUAAAGAAUCUAGUGUGCUGAACCUGAAGUGCUUGAUAUGAACACUUUCGCAGAGUUUCUGUAGAAGAUGGCAUGAUUUGAAUUUUAGCUA